Rhizophagus irregularis DAOM 181602=DAOM 197198 is the source of this 853-nucleotide messenger RNA. RefSeq lists its product as uncharacterized. The record is from RefSeq and is a predicted model, not a curated record. Lineage: Eukaryota; Fungi; Glomeromycota; Glomeromycetes; Glomerales; Glomeraceae.
GCGCCAUAAAUAAUUAUUGAUUAUUAAUCUAUAUUAGUUUCUCCUUUUUUUCUCUCUAAUACUUGGUUUGAAAAAAAGAGAUGUGUGACAAGCUCCCUAACGAAAUUCUUAUAAAAAUUCUUACCGAAGUACUUCAAGACAUGAGUUAUGAAAAAUUUAUUAAUCUUCGAUACGUCAAUAAUAAGUGGAAGUUGUUGGUAUCUGUGGUGAUCAAUGAUGAAUUUUCUCAAAAGUUGAAAAAAGACUUUGAAUUCAUGGUAAAAGGGAAAAAGCGUUUAUGGCAAAUAAUAUAUAAUCAUCAAGUUCGAACAGAUAAUAAAUUAAAUAUCAAAUCAACGUAUUAUGAUCCAAAAGAUGGAAAAUUUUCUUUUGAAAUCUCCCCUUCUCCUUCAUCACCAUCAUCAUAUUCACCGUUACCAUCAUCAACAAUAAUACAUUCAUCAUUAAACGCACAAUCAGAGUUAUCAUUAGAAUAUCUUUGUAAAGGUAGAGUAAUUUAUUGGAGAUUACCUACAAGUCAUUAUUAUAAUGCUCAUGAGGAGAGAAAUGAUGGUUGUAUUUUUGUUAAAGGAUUUUGGUAUGAAAAUCAAGAAAUUAAGCGUAUUAAAAUUAAUGCUUCAAUUAUUUUUAGAAUGUUGGAAGGUGAAGAAGAUUUUUGGGAAUCUUUUAAAAGAAGAAAUGUUAGUGUUACUAGAAUGUUAAAACUUGAAAUGUUAUACGUUUAAAGAUAUAAUAUAAUGAAAAUAGUUUUGAGAAAUUAAGAUAAUUCUAUGUAGAAUAAUUAAUAAUACGGGAUAAUAAUAUAAUUAUAUUAAUAGUAAUAAUACUCAAGAUACUGUAGUUACCGUGCCUU